AUGCCCUCUUCCAACUCUCCAAUGCCCCCAUCAGGCACAGACGCAGGCCGCCCGCCUGGCAAUAUCACCGUCAUCCAUCCCGAACAUAACGUGCACCGCAGCCAGCACGCAUCGGUCGAGGACUACAGCCGCAUCAUGCUCGAGUACACCCAGCGCCGCAUGGCCGGGUUCGCGGAUCUCGAAGACACAGGCUACGCAACCAGCCGCAGCAGCAGAAGUAGUAACAACAGCGGCCAGAGCGGCAACUCGACCAGCGGCAUCCUCGCCGGCCACGCGGCUGGUCCUUCUCCCCCGUCAAAGUUCCCCAGCGACAGCCCCGACAGCGCUGGCGCUCAGUCGGCGGUAUAG
This is a messenger RNA of Aspergillus puulaauensis, 348 nucleotides long. RefSeq lists its product as uncharacterized. The transcript has a single exon. Lineage: Eukaryota; Fungi; Ascomycota; Eurotiomycetes; Eurotiales; Aspergillaceae. The coding region runs from base 1 to 348 and encodes 115 amino acids. The record is from RefSeq and is a predicted model, not a curated record.